AUUCAGUCAAGUGUAAGCGCUUUACCAUUACCAGGAGGCAGGAAUCAGGACAUAAAUAUAAAAUAACUGAAUAAUCCAAAAAAAAACUUAUCACAGCCACGGACUAGUAAAAAAAGAUUUUAUUUUUUUAUUCGUCCGUGAUCACAGAAGAAUUCGAUAUAACAGAAGUGUGCACUUUUUUGUAGUGCUAUUGUUGUGACAUGUUCAAGAGGUUAUGUAACAAUAGUCAAUCAUGCUUUAGAUAUUUAAUAAAAGGAAAGUUAAGCUAUUAUAAUGUCUCAAAAACCUGAAAAGGACGAAUUAGACAAAAAUCAUACUGUUAAGCCCAGAUGUGAAGAAACCAAUGAGACUUCCCCUGACAACAACACAACUGAAACCAAUCUUGAACUGGAAAUAGAAGAUAAAUGGUUGAUUCGAGAAUGUGAUAUAUACGAGGAUGAAUAUGAUGAAUGUACAAGCAUCAAGGCAAGAUUCCACCAAUACUUUGUUUAUGGAGAAACUCUAGACUGCAAUCAAUGGAAAAGAGACUAUGAUAAUUGUUGCAAGUGGAGAGAUGACAAAGAUAUAAAAGCGGGUGUUGCUUUAAUUAACAGUGAAAAAGAAAGAAGGAUGCAAAGGUUAAGGGCCCACUAUAGGAAUGAUGUUUGGAAGAAAAGAGACACACCUCCAGAUGACUGGGCGGCGCCACUUCCUGAAUGGAUGGCAAAGCGCGAUGAAAAUACUUACUUAGCCAAAAAAGCACAAGAAAUGAGAGAAGGCAAAGAAACUGCAGAAAAUACAAGUUCUUGUUGUGUUAUGUGAUGUUACACAUACACAUUAUUCUUUAUUACCUCAGCUUGUGAUAUUACAAUAUCAUGUGUUUGAAGAACAGAAUAGUAUUCUUAGUGAUAUAUUUAAUAUAAACAAUAUAGAAUUUA
Leptidea sinapis is the source of this 917-nucleotide messenger RNA. RefSeq names its product UPF0545 protein C22orf39 homolog. Lineage: Eukaryota; Metazoa; Arthropoda; Insecta; Lepidoptera; Pieridae. Bases 274 to 801 code for a protein of 175 amino acids. The transcript is spliced from 4 exons. The record is from RefSeq and is a predicted model, not a curated record.